Messenger RNA from Cucurbita moschata (crookneck pumpkin), 1152 nucleotides. Its product is annotated as DNA damage-repair/toleration protein DRT102. The record is from RefSeq and is a predicted model, not a curated record. The transcript has a single exon. Gene Ontology annotation, biological process: carbohydrate metabolic process. Gene Ontology annotation, molecular function: isomerase activity. Lineage: Eukaryota; Viridiplantae; Streptophyta; Magnoliopsida; Cucurbitales; Cucurbitaceae. Bases 68 to 988 code for a protein of 306 amino acids.
AAAUAUCUUCCUAGGAUUCGCAUUGGAUCUGUCCUUCCCUCUUAUCCAAAUCCCGCCGCCGAUCCCAAUGUCGAUUCCUCCCCUCAAAAUCAUCGCCGGCGCCGACUCUUUUGGCUGCUCCCUCAAAGACACACUCCUCUCCCACCUCCGCUCCCUCAACAUCCCCGUCGAAGACCUCGGCGUUUCCUCCUAUUACUCCAUCGCUGCCGAGGUUGGCCGCCGCGUCUCCGCCGCCGCCACCACACCCAACUCUCAAUCCCCCGAAAUCCGCGGCCUCCUCGCCUGCGGCACCGGUGUCGGCGUCUCCAUCUUCGCCAACAAAUUCCCCGCCGUCACCGCCGCCACCUGCCUUACCAAAGACGACGCCCUCAACUCCCGCUCAAUCAACAACUCCAACGUCCUCUCCCUCUCCGGCAUCGCCACUUCCCCUGACUCCGCCGUCGAAAUCCUCAACACCUGGCUCCAAACCCCCUUCAAAGCCCCUUGCCCUGCCUCUCAAUUCAACCCCUGGCCGACCGAAAUUCAGUCCUUUUUGGAGAAUUCCCUCACCGAGAUUCCCAAAAUUGGGGCCGUUGGGGCCGUUACAGACACUUGCUCCAUCUGCUGCCCAGUGAAGAAUAGAGAGCUGAACCCGGUUGAGAUGAUCCCGGGCGCUUCGAUGAAGAUUCUGAGGGAGACGCCGACGUCGGCCGUGGUUCGGUUCGAGGCGGGAAGCGUGGAGCCGGCGCACCACCACACAUUUGGGCAUGAUCUGGUGGUGAUGAAAGGGAAGAAGAGCGUUUGGAAUUUGAGUAAAAAGGAGAGAUUUGAUUUGGGUGUUGGGGAUUAUCUGUUUACUCCAGCUGGAGAUGUUCAUAGGGUUAAAUACUACGAGGAUACAGAGUUUUUCAUCAAGUGGGAUGGACAUUGGGAUAUGUUCUUUGAUGAGGAUCUUGAGGCUGCUAAGAACGCCAUUGAUGAGGAGCUGGAGAAGGUCUCCUCUGUGUGAGUGAUGUUUGUUCGUCUUUGUAAGAUUAAAAUGUGUGCCUUUUUGAGUUUGAAUUUGGUAACUUGUUCUUGUUUAUGGAAGAUGGUUUAGUUUGGCUUGAGAUCAUUUGUAUAUGUUCCAAUGUAAUCUUAAAAUAAAAUAUGUAUUUUGGUAACCUUGUUUUA